This is a messenger RNA of Malassezia pachydermatis, 3573 nucleotides long. RefSeq lists its product as hypothetical. Gene Ontology annotation, cellular component: nucleoplasm. The record is from RefSeq and is a predicted model, not a curated record. Lineage: Eukaryota; Fungi; Basidiomycota; Malasseziomycetes; Malasseziales; Malasseziaceae. The transcript has a single exon. Bases 1 to 3573 code for a protein of 1190 amino acids.
AUGACCAAGGCGCCCGCUGACGUCGACGACCAUUUGAUUAUGAGCGACGUGCCCUCUGUGCCUCCGUCGUUGGCUGCCUCCAAGAAAAAGAAGCGGAAAGGCGUGGCCAAGCCACCCCCCGCCACGGCGGUCGACGACCUACUGGACGAUAUGGCACCGUCGCUAGCAGCCACAGCGCAGGUCCAGGCCGACCUGUUGGCGACAGCCAGUGAUCUGUAUCGCCGCAUCGAGGCCGAUCCCCAUGGCCUGCCUGACGACGAGGCGUACUGGACAUCGCUUCCAGCGCAUCUGCGCACAUUCAUCCGCAACGCGCUGCCCCUGGGUCAGCUCGGAGCUACGUCGCCUGACCAAGCAGACAAUGGGCCGCGCCAUGCCUCGACGCAGGCCAUGAUCGCCGUGGCUCAGCAGCUCGCACAGGCUGCGCAUGCCUCGCAGACUGGUUUGUCUGACUUGUACCGUUCCAAAGACAAGUUCUUGCCGCCCUUUCCUGGCAUGACCAUGCCCAUGACGGACGAAGGCGACCUGGUAUUUGUCAACGAACUGGACGACGAGGAGGCUGAGCUUGAUCCUGCGUAUGCCAGCGACGAGAUCCUCGACGAGAAGCUCGAGGAGGUGCGUGAGCCUGAAAAGAAGAAAAAGUCAAAGAAGAAGAAGAAGAAGAGUACAAGUGCUGCGAAUGCGAAUGCCAACGCAACGACGCAGGCGAUACCCACGGACGACCACCGACUCGCCACGGCGCCUCUGCCGGCACCUUUGCCGGCGCCUACGCCGCGUGGACGAAGCAUGCCGCCGGUCCCUGUAGCUGCGCCGCAUGCGCCUCUGCCAUCAUCGCGCGCUGCGGGUAAGCUCCCGAUGAUGUUCCACUCCACGGCGACGCGCCCGCCGGCGGUGCCGGCCCCUCGGCCACCGAUGCCCAAGCGCAGUAAGAGCUCGCUGAGCGUCAGCAGUAACCACAGCCCCAUGUUCCCUACGCACAUGGCAGGCGCUGCGCCGCCUGCGAGCGGUAGCGGUCUGACGAUCGGCAGCGCCGAGGAACGUGAAAAGAUUCGCGAAUUUUGGUACGGCUUGAAUCGCCGAGACCGCAAAACGAUGCUCGAAGCGGAGGAGCAGAGUGUUCGACGCAAGCUCAAAGACUACAUGCGGCACGCGUGUACAUGCCGUGUGUGUAUGCGCAAACGCGUGGCUAUCGAUACGAAGCUAUGUGAACUGUACAAGUCGUACUAUGACGCGCUGGAGGAGCAGAUUGUCGAGUACGAGCAUGCCCAUGCAGCGCAGGAUACGCAGCAUGGCCACGAUGAGGCAGAGGACGAGGAUGCAGUGGUAAGUUUGGCUGCGCUAGGCCCAGGGCCCUUCCCAGGCAGUAUCGCGCUGGAUCAGCAUGGCGGCGUCGUCGGUGCCAACCUGCUGAUAUCGCGGCAGUCGUUCCGGGAGCGAAGACGUCGUGCCCUCAGUGCGUAUCCACCUGAUACACCUACUAGCGAGAGACUACGCGAUGCUGUGGGCGACGUCACACAUCCGUCCGACGACUUGUACGACGAUCUCGACGACGACGAGUACGAAGAUGAGUACGACGACGAGUACGACGACGAGUACGAUGACGAGUACGAGCGGCCAGAUCGUCGUCGUCGUGCAAGCUCACAAUGUCACGGCAGUGACUGCUACUGCAUUAACUCAUCGCUUACAGUCAAAGGCAUUCUGACCGUGGCCGACGACCUGUCCGGCAACGAGGUCCAAAAGCUCAUCCUGAUGAUGGAGCAACUCGCCGAACGGCAUGCGCCGCCGGAAGUCACGUGUGACGUCGCCGACGACGAGUCGACGCCUAGCGAGUUGGAGCUCUCGCCCGAGGAGCAGCGCGAGCAAGGCUGGCGUAUGUUCCAGAUCUUUGCCGCACGCAUUCUCGAGCAGCGUGUACUGCAGGCGUAUCGCGAGCGUGUUGCGCAGGAACGGCAGUGGCAAUUGCUCCGUGAGCUGGAAGAAGAAGAGUCGAACGAAAAAGCGCGGGAAGCCAAGCGGGCGAAGGAGAACCAGCGCAAAAAGGACAAGAAGCGGCAGCUGAAGCAGCAGAAAGAAGAGGAGCGGCUGCGGCGUGAGCAGGAGAAGGCGGCCGAAGAAGCGGCGGCACGCGAAGCCGAGCGAAAGCGCCAGGAAGAAGAGCGUCAGAAACGCGAGGCGGCACGUAAAGAGGCGGAGCGAAAGGAAGCGGAGCGAAAGGAAGCUGCACGCAAAGAGGCCGAGCGCAAGCGCAAGGAAGCAGAACGUAGGGAGGCCGAGCGCAAGGAAGCCGAGCGCAAAGAGGCCGAGCGAAAGGAGGCGGAGCGAAAGGAGGCUGAGAAGCGCGAAGAACGCAAGCGCCAGGCAGAAGAGCGCAAGCGACGCAACCAGGAACGCCGUCAGCGUGGUAAGCGUGAGGCUGCCGUGGACACAACGCCCCCGCCGCCCGCGUCAGCCCCCGCCUCGGCGCCCGCGUCGACGCCAGGCGCUACGUCCGCCACUUCCGCGCCCUCAGCUGCCGCGCCUGCGUCUGCCACGUCGGCGACCAGUGCGGCGCCAGCAACGCCAACUACGCCCCCUACGCCCGUGCAGGCCAAGCAUGAUGGCAGUGCACCUCGUGUCCCAGUGGACCGUGCAUUGUUCUCCGAGUCGUUUGCGCCUUUGUCGUUUGGCACGCGGACUACGGAGCCAGAGCCAUGGGAUCCACGACGGACCGCGCCGCCGUCACGUCACGCGCCGUUCUUUGACAGCAUGGCAUCGACGACGAGUGCCCUGCACCGAAUGCAUCUGCACCCUGUGAGCUCGGCGGCGACACCAGGCACGACCUCUUCGUCCUCGCUGGCCGGUGCGGUGGACGCCGGUGUGACGUCCUCGCCCCAUGGGCCUCCGCAUGACUUCGGUCUGGGGUCGUUGGUCGCCCCCAGUGUGCCAUCCAACACGGCGAGUCCUGCUCGGCCUAUGCCUGCGCCGAUCGGCCCUAUCGAGCGGCCACGGCGCUCGGCGACAGGCAGCAGUGACAUCGGUGUAGAGAGCAUCCUCGGGAGCGCCGCUUUGGGCGACGAUGAGCUGAUUGAGCCACGAGGCCGUCGUGCCAAUGCCAUGGCGAUGGCCAGUGCGUUUGGACCUCCUGGCUCGGCCAGUACAAUAGCGCCUCACCGGCCGUUCUACUCGCCAUGGUCGUCUACGCCGACGCCAGGGUACAGUAGUUUGGGGCUCGGCACAUUGGGCACGACCUCGGCGGCCUCGGCGGCUCCUGGCUCGGCCUCGACAGCCACCGCUCCCCCCAGUGCGGCCCCGGCGCCUAGUGGCCUAGGCGCGCUAGGCACAGGCCUGCCUUCCAGCACGGCGACCACCGCCCUGGGUACACGUGGCUUUGGUAGCGCGCCUUGGAAUACGUCCUGGGAUCGCGCACGACAUGCGUUUGAGCAGCCCAACGUCGAUGUGUUUAGCAGUGAUCCUCAUGCUGCUGCCACGCCGAUGCCCUCGGCCCUCGCUCCUGGUACGCUACCACCGCCACCGGGCCGACCUCGUCCCAACGGCUAUCCAUUCCCAUCGCUACCGACCUUCUCCACAGGCCCAUAG